This is a messenger RNA of Parasteatoda tepidariorum (common house spider), 3437 nucleotides long. Lineage: Eukaryota; Metazoa; Arthropoda; Arachnida; Araneae; Theridiidae. The record is from RefSeq and is a predicted model, not a curated record.
AUUCAAGGAUCAAGAAUUUUGCCUCUCGGCCAACUAGACAGUUGAAAUGAAGUGUACUGAUUAAUCACAUGUUAUUGUUGACAGUUUAGCAAUGAGUUCUUGUAUUUUGUUUACAUUUUUGUUUUACAGAUUUGUUUCUGUGGUUAUUUCAUUAAACGUUUUAAUUAAAUCAUAAAGAAUGACAUAAUCUUUUCUCUAAGAUAUAAAAAAUAUAUUCAUAAUGGCUCUCGAAACUUUACUAGUAAAACAAUUUCAAAACAAAUUUGAAGGAACUAGAAAUGUUAUUGCAACUUCGGAUUUAAAGCUCUUAUGUAUCCACAACAAUCGAGGCGAUCUUUUAAUAUUUCUUGUAAAUUUUUCCUCUUCUCAGCUGUUACUGAAAAACAUAAAGGAGUUUUCCUGGCAAGAGGACAACUACUGUCAAAAUAAUUAUCAUUUGCUUGUGGUCAAUGAAAACAAUGAGAUACUUUACUAUUCAGUAAAAGUAGAAACUUGUGGAAUUCAACAUCUAGUUGAAAGUAAACUGGCAACAUGGACAGUGGACAAUAUUUUUAGAUAUUUUGGAGAACUUGCUAAAUGCUUGGAAAAAUUAUCCUCAGUUAAAAUACUUAAAUUUGAGGCCAGAGAAGCUGUUUGUCUAUUUAACCAAUGUAUUGUUGCUGCUUUUUUCCCAUCAUGUGAAGAAAAUCCUCAAAUUAUGUCCAUUUCUGACUUACGCUAUGAUAGUCCAUCAUAUAGAAAAGUUUUAAUCUCCAAGGAAAUAUUAUUUGCUCUAAACGAUGAGGGAACAAAACUAUCUAUCCAUUCAUUUGCUAAUAAUACCAAAUUGUUUGAUAUUGAAUUUAUUGAUGGUCACAUGAAGCAAAGUGAAAUAGGAAGUGUCGUAAAUUAUACUGUAAAUCUGAAAUUAGAUUUAUUAGUUUAUGUUACUGAAAAACAACAAGUCUAUAUUAUGCCACUAAAUGUAUCAAAGUUUUUUCCCAAUUCUGCUCACCCACAAGGAAAUAGUUCAAUUACAGCUUUUACCAAACAAUUUCCUUCUGUGAAGAGAUUAAAUGAAAAAAUGAGACGUUUUUCUACAUCUUCAACAUCUUCCUUACCUGUUAGUUUUAACUGCGAAUUGGAUGAUUUUGUUUUAAAGGAGUUGAUUGUUGUAGAAAACAAAAUAUUUUUCUUACAAAAUAACAGCAGUGAGUCUUUAGUUGGUGUUCAUCUGCUUAAUUCAGAUCAGUCUUCAUUACAUAAGAGGUUUUCAGAUCCAGUUUAUUUUAUCAAGAAUGGCUCUGAAGAAACUCCAUUUCCUUUACUACUGUUAUCUGAGGAUAAGAUGUUUCUUCUUCUGUAUGAUGUUGAGCAAGACAAGUUAGUUAAUGAACUGAUGAUUUAUCCGAGUAGCGAAACUGUUGAGACAUUGUCGUCUUUAAAUAAUUGGGUGAAUAUGCACAUGGAUAUAGAAGUUUUAAAGUUAGGCUUAAGCAACAGGCAACUAUACACAGUUGAAUUCUUCCUCAAAACACUUUAUGAAGGUUUUUGUCAGUUGUGUAAUUCAUCAAAAUCUUUACAAUGGUUAAAAAAGAUGGAUCAAGAAUGCCUUUUAUGGACUAAAAUUCUUGAUCUAGUAUUAGAAAAUGUUUAUAAAAAUCUUGAUGAUAGUCAUUCAUGUCAAUAUGCUGAACAACUUUUACAAGUCAUAAUAGGAAUGGUAACACAGAUAUUGGCAGAAGUUGAAGAUAAAGUUCAAAUUGAUGAACAUGUCACAUUAAAUGUUAAAGAAGCAUUUUUGAAGACAUUUUCUGAACUACUCUUGAAAAUGCGGAAGCUGUUACGUGAAUUCAAUUCAAAUAGUGAUGAUACAUCUGAAUUGGAAGAAUCUUCAGUGAUACAUCAUACUUAUGAUGAGCAAAUUCAACUACAGUGGAAACAGUGGGAGAAGUUGGAUCUUAAGGAAGUUAUUCAGGAUUCCAUUCUAAGAGGAAUGAUCCCAAUGGCACAAUCGUAUUUCUCUUGUUGCUGUAAGGAAAACUGCAGUUUCUCUUAUGUGGAAUUUGAAAAUGUUGCUAAAGAGUUAGUUCUAGAUUAUUUGCGCCAAGGGAAGCUUGAUGAAACCAUUGUGAUUUUGGUUAACAUGGGGGCAAAUAUCAAUCAGCGUCUGCUAGACAUAUUCAAGGCAACAUCUGAAAAAGAUGUUAGGGCUUUACUUGUUACGGAGCUAAUGAGUAGAAAUUUACUGACAGAUCAAGAUUUAGAAUCGCUGAGAUUUGUUUCUCUUUUGGAAAAGCUUUAUUCAUGCUCUUCCUUUGAACAUGCUCGCAUUUUAUUAGAAGAAAAAAGUGCACUUAUUAAAGACAUGAUUUGUGCUGUACCAGAAAAUAAUGAACGAUUAUUAGUUGGUGACUUUAAGAACUUUAUUCAAGAUAAUAGCGAAACUGGUGCUUAUUGUCGCUUAGUUAUAGAUUGGCUUAAAGUUUGGGAUAAUGAAAUUAAAGGCAGAAUCUUAGCUCCUUUGUAUUUAACAAAUUCAAGCAAUUUGGAAUCGAUCCUUAAAACAGAUGGCUUUUGGGAAGCUGAUAAAAUGUCCAUAUGGUUUUAUUUACUUGAGAAUGGCAAUCUUCCUUAUCUCAUGAAUUGGAUAGACAUUUGGUUAGGUAUCCAUCCUCAAAGUACUGAUAGUUUUUCUCUCUUUGAUAAAUGGCCGUUGACAAAAGAUAUGAUCGAUGCUAUUCCUGUCAAAGCUACAAAACACGUGUCAGAAACACUUUUAAAUAUUUUAGCGAGGCAUGGAAUAUUUUGUGAAGAAGAACAAGAAAAUAUCACCUUAUUUCUAACACGCGUUGGAAGAGCUCAAUGCAAUAUAAAUGAUUUGUCUAUAUUUUCUUCUGACAAAGCUACUAUAACUUUCUCAGAGCUAUGUCAUCGCCUUGUGCAUUACUUUUUGAAGCAUAAUUUGAUUCAUUUUCUCUACACUUUUAUAGAUGAAAAUUAUGGCAAAUUUACUACUUGGCCUUCUUGUCCACUCUGCCUUGUUCCCGUUUUUCAUUUAACUGUGGCUUUUUAUAAAUGGUCACAAAAUCAUAAUGAUGUUCAUUUGGCUUACGAGGCUGUUUCUGAGACAGCUUCUUAUUUGUUUAACUUAUCCCAAUCAUCUCCUUCUGAACUAUUGGUGAAAGUUCCAUUGCCAUUGGCUGUCUCAAUUUUGCUUUUUAAGCCUCAAUCUCUGAAGGAAUCUAUUGAUGAAAUUAUGCAAAGUUCUGAAGAGACAAUCGCAUCUGUGAGAACAAGCUUUCAAAAUUACCCUCUUCUAUACAAUUAUUUAUUCAAAACAGAUGAAGAAAGAUCUCAGCCUGAUGUGACUGUUUAUGAAUUAUUGAAGGAUAAUACUGUGUUUGAUACAUCUCAGUUGUUCGGAUGGCAAUCAGCUAACAGCUUAAAAUCUGAAG